UGUGACCUUGGGACAAUGUGGAAAAUUUGUAGCCGAAACGUAGGGUUCCGAUGCCGUCUCGUUGUUGAGCUGUAUGGUUUGUUAUAGUAAAAAUUACGAACUGCAGAGGUCAUCCUAUUGCUUUUUAACGCCUCUACAUGACACCAACAAAGCCUGAGAAAUACUAUUUCUCCAAGAUCCAGCUGUAUGAUCCUAAUGAAAUCGUAAAUUACGGGAUUCAAAAGCAAAUCCAAAAGAAAAAGAAGCGAAAACUAGCAAAACUCGAGAAGCAGGGAAUAUUUGUUGGGAGAGACCCGGUUAAAUUAUUUAAAAAAGCCAACAGGAAAACUGAAUCAGCAUCUAACCACACAGACCUAACAUCCGUUGAUAUCAUUCGCAAAAAAUGGAAAAUUGCGUCACUCAGAGCUCAAGGUGUGAAGGUUAAGGAUGAUAUUUCACUUCUGAAAAAGGCUGCUUGUAAGGUACAUAAACUGAAACGUAAACGAGCUAAAAACUGGGAAAAGCGUAUAGAGGCUAAUGAAGAAAAGAAACGUGAAAGACAAGCUAAAAGAACCACUAAUAUUCAAGCAAGAAGGAUGAAAAAACUUUCGAAAAAACUGAAUAAAGCUCGUGAAAAAGGAAGGGUUUUCUUUAAUUGUGAAUAAAUAAUUAUAUUUUGUAAAUAUCAUGAAACACUAUAGUUCUUACUGAUUCACCUUUUGGAAUUCAUUUAUAUAUCUGAGUUUUGGUACAGAGA
Molecule: messenger RNA, 736 nt
Organism: Schistosoma turkestanicum
Lineage: Eukaryota; Metazoa; Platyhelminthes; Trematoda; Strigeidida; Schistosomatidae
Source: the annotation of a GenBank genome assembly